Asparagus officinalis (garden asparagus) is the source of this 819-nucleotide messenger RNA. RefSeq names its product methyltransferase-like protein 13. The transcript has 2 exons. Bases 1 to 798 code for a protein of 265 amino acids. NCBI's taxonomy places the organism in Eukaryota, Viridiplantae, Streptophyta, Magnoliopsida, Asparagales, Asparagaceae. The record is from RefSeq and is a predicted model, not a curated record.
AUGACCUGGCGCGAUCGUUCCUGUGGACCCACCUCGUGGCCCCGUCGUCGGGAGCAUGGCUGGUUAGGACGUCGAGGUUCGACGGCGGGGAGAUGCGGAGGCGGCUCAGGUUCAGGAGGCUCCCAACGCUCGUGGCAGAGCCAGCCUUUCUCGGUCCGGCAUGGUGGCUGCCCUUUUCUCCCUGGGCGCCGCCAUGAUCUGGGUCGGGCGACAAGGGCUCUCCUGUAUGCGGGUCGCGGCGGGGACCUCGCUGAUGUGCUUGCGGCAUGCGGUUUGGGGUUCGGCGUCGUAGGAGUGGAGGCGGAUGAGGUGGUUUUAAGUGUUGCGAGGCGGCAUUUUGGACUGGUCGAAGACGAUCUUCUCCGGGUCGCCGUUGGUGACGGGAUUGAGCUGAUGGAGUCGAGAAACGUGGAGCUUGAUUCGGAUGGCUUUGAUGUGAUUAUGGUGGAUUUGGAUUCGGAGGACCCUCUGAUGGAGGGAGUUAUUAGUGCGCCGCCGUCGGGGUUCGUCAGGAAAAGUGUUCUUCUGGGGGCAAGGUCGGUCGUUCAGGAGAGGAAGGGUGUAGUGGUGGUAAAUGUGAUUUCUCCGAGUCAGUCCUCCUACCAAAAUUUGCUCGCUUCUUUGCGUGAGGUUUUUGCUGCGUUGUACGAGAUAGAUGUCGGCAAUGGUGAGAACUGCGUUCUUAUUGCCGUUGCCUCCCCUGACCAACUAGCGCGAGAUGGGAACAGCGGCCCCCUCUUCGACAAGUUGAAGGAGGUUGGUGUCCUGGGAUUUCUGGAUCAUAUGAAGAAAAUCUGAGAGUGUAAAGGGCUUGGUGUC